GUAGCAGAUGCAACGAGCCGUCGAUAGAAGAAGCACUUUUGGCGCCUGCAGAAGGAACUGAAACUCUUUCUGUAAAUAUCCGCGUCAAGUCUCGCUUCGUUUCGACCUCUUCAACCAUCCUUGCCUGUGUUACAGAGCCUUUUGGCCGAUGACCUGUCAGCUGCUUGUCUCCAAGUACUGUUUGAUAGCUCGAGAGGGGUAGUCAGUCAACUGUAACGGGAUUUUUGUCUUAUUUUACCGGCGGUCCACAAGCCGCAGAAUACCAGACGUCGUUUCUGCGCCGCCCUGCAAGCCGCAAUUCGGUCAACGGACUAAAACCCGCAUUUUCAUAUCACAUCAUGUCCACCUCGCAGUAUCUCCAAGAUCUCAACAGGGAUGGGUUUGUGGUCAUAAAGUCAAUCGUGAGCAAGGAUAAGCUCGAUGCUCUCCGUGAGGUCAGCUCAAAGGCUACUCAGCUUGCUCGUGAAGGGCAAUGGCCUUAUGGUACAGCCCCUUGACUGCUGCUCUAAAUAAAUAUUCUCCUAAUAGUUUGCAGUACGGACUGUAGGAAAACAAUUCCCACCAUGGGAUGCCAAUCAGGCACGCGAGCAUGGAAUAUGGGGUGUCCAACAUCUCAUGAACCCUGAUCUCCCUGGUCAUGAGCUUUUCACAGAGCUGUACUUUUCUGAAGCCAUUCUCGGCAUUGUGAAGCAGCUGCUGCAAUGCCAAGACGAGCAUCUCGUGAUGGAGCUGUUCAACAUGCUUGUCAGGCCAGAAAGGGAUUUUGAGUUGAGGUGGCAUCGUGAUGAUAUCCCCGCUGAGGCUAGCGAGGACGAGGAGAUGGAGCGUCUUGGCAAGCAUGCCUACCAUGCUCAGUAUAACUUCGCUUUAUGGGAUGACGAUUCUCUCAUUGUCGUGCCUGGCUCGCACAAGCGCGCUAGGACCUCCACUGAGCGAAACGCAGAUCCCUUUGCCAAGUCCAUGCCAGACCAGCUCAUCGUCAAGCUGCAGCCCGGCGAUAUUGUCUUUUAUAACAAUAAUAUUCUGCACCGCGGGGCUUACAGCAGCAACAAGGAGCGCAUGACACUACACGGCUCCGUUGGCCAUGUGCAGGGCAACACUCUACGAGCCAGGAACGUUCUACAGCAUGGAAUUGGUAACUGGGUUGACAAAUGUGUUUUGGAGUCGCUCCCAGAGCAAGAUAGGCGCAGGGCCGACGGCAUGAGACAGCGUCUAAUCCAGCUUGGCAGUGAGAGCGGUCAAGUUGGUUACUCACUUCAAGGCUGACCAUGAGAGGCUGAGAGGAGCGAGGCCGGCACUCACGCUUUUUGAUGUCGUUGCUUGGAUAUGUCAAUGCACAAGAAGUAAGGUACAUCCUGUAGCAAAUUGAAGAAACCAAAAGCAGCAGCGUGAUAUUGAGCAUGGCCUGGCGAAUUGCAAUUCUCCUUCUGGUGCCGAGAGUCUACUGACCAGGAGACGCAAGAAAGGAAAAACUCAACGUCUUGAAGCUCAGAAAAGUUUAGUAUAGUUUCGUUUGAGCUGAGAAGGCUCCCCAGCUAGUGUCGGCACCACCAGGCACGAGCUUGAACAGUGAACAAUGUCCUGAUCAGACACAAUUCACACCAUUGCCAGUGUUAUCAGUGUCAACAAAUCUUGAUGGUUUCUCACCUCCUUUUCAGUGUUACCGAUGCUGCACUUCGACAUUGCGAUACGACAGCAAAGGAAGCACAUACGAGUAACCAACUCUGCCCCGGCACGACCGAGGUUAUCACGAUAUUGUCCGGAACAAAGACCGACUUCCCGAUGAUAUCUAAUAAGUUGCAGCACCCAAUACAGAUGCGUUUUUCCUAGGCUGUUUCUCAACCCCGCAUUUGCACCCGGAUCGAAGUGGCUGCCACCUCGUGCAAAUCGUUUGGGGACCCCGGAUUUUGGAAGCUCAGUCAGAUCAAGGAGCUCAAAGUGUUGGGCCGACUCGAGUUGAUGAGUGGUCCCGGGAUGAUGUAACUAUCAUUGCAUUCGGCGAGUCAGGUACUCAUGUGUUUAAAUAGGCUUGGAUCUAUUCAAUAAGUGCCAAGUUAGUAUACUGCACCGUAGCCUUAUCAUCAAACCUUCUUUUCCUGGACUCGGUAACAUCCCGGCGGAAUGAAAAGGAUGGGCUCGGCUCAUACGCGGUGUGGAACGAAGGGUCAACCGGCUCAACCCCACGGGGAAAUUGUCUUUAACGCGGGGGUAAUAGACAGCCCAAAGGACAAUUCGAGUGGCAGCAUCAAUCAUCUACUCUAGCGGUCUGCACCUGCAGGGGGUAGAGUGCAGACUGACUGACUGACUGAAUGCUUGCAUGAUUGGGGGCAGACAAUAAUCAUGGGGCACAAGGUGCCCAGAAUGAGGCCGGCGCCUCCAUGAGCUCAAGAUCCGAUACAAAGAGGCCCGGCUGCCCAUGCUGGCCUGGUGAACGACUGACUCUAGUUGAGCUUGAUGAGUACUGUAGAUGAGCAAGGUCAUGUCUUCUGAGCCUGAGCCGGAGCCUGGGCCUGGGUGCAAGAUCCAAGGUCUAGACUACCCCACACGCACUGACCAUCAAUCCCCGCACCUCCACAGAUCCCAGCACUCGCUUGUCUGAUCUCAAAACCUCCACUACCUACGGAGUACAUAGGUAUCUAUUAGUUACUAUUAGCAAAUACCACAACCACCUACCGAACCUAUACUGUGUAUCCGAACUUGGCAAAUGUGCCCGGGAGAAUUUCUAAAAAGGACGAUUUAAGCGCAUCCAGGGGGGAGGCGAAAUCGGUUCCGCCCUCAAAGUCGGCGAUUCUGUUGUCUCUAGGCGUGCUGGUGCUUGCUGACAGACAACGCGAGGCUGGUUGGCGUUGGACAACCAAUGGCGAUACGGCAUCAUAUUCCUGUCUCAACAAAGUGGGAGAGAAGACACUCAACACGUCGGGUUCAGCAGGGACCCUGGACCUUGAUUGUAGGCUGAUCACCACAUUCUUGGGGGUGUUGUAGAAAGCAUCGUUGCAGCUACGUAAAGGCAGGCAGGUCUAGGACGGAAGUGGAGCCGACGGGGGAAGAGAGUUUGGAAAGAGUUGGGAAUUUUCUUCUCGCUUACAAUGCAGUUGGAUUGUGUUAGUCAUUUUAGUCAUUGCGCAACAGAGCGGGCAACUCCCUUGAAUUCCGGAUCUCCAAGCGUGUUUCUCGUAGAUCUAUAAAAAGCCGCACCU
This is a messenger RNA of Fusarium verticillioides 7600, 3197 nucleotides long. RefSeq lists its product as hypothetical. The record is from RefSeq and is a predicted model, not a curated record. Bases 616 to 1266 code for a protein of 216 amino acids. Lineage: Eukaryota; Fungi; Ascomycota; Sordariomycetes; Hypocreales; Nectriaceae. The transcript has 2 exons.